This is a messenger RNA of Medioppia subpectinata, 2737 nucleotides long. The record is from the annotation of a GenBank genome assembly. Lineage: Eukaryota; Metazoa; Arthropoda; Arachnida; Sarcoptiformes; Oppiidae.
AUGCUGCUGAUGACGGGACGGGAACUAAACAUUGAUUUAAAUGUUAAGACCGUAGACUUGGCUACUGAUCAACACAUGACUCCAGAAUAUCUAAAGAUGAAUCCAACGCAUACGGUGCCCACCAUUGAUGAUGAUGGAUUUAUACUAUGGGAAAGCCGGGCAAUUAUGCAAUACCUGUGCAACCAAUACGCGCCGGACAGCACUCUAUACCCGCCGGAGCCCAAGAAGAGGGCACUCGUCGACCGUUGGCUUAACUUUGAUAUGACUUUAAAUCAGUCACAACGCGAGGCUCUGUUUCCCAAAAUGUUUAUGGGAGUGGAAGCGCCCGAAGACAAAGUGAAUGCGUUUAAAAACAAUCUGAAACUCAUGGAUACACAGGUGGGCGGCGACGGCAAGUAUUUGGUCGGCGAUAGCCUAACCAUCGCUGACCUGUCAGUGUUGGCCACCACUGUAUUCCUCAACAAAUUGCAAUAUUUGAAAGAUUACCCAAACANUCGGUUUAGCGGUCCGUCCCGUGCCGUACAUAUGACGGCCCGACAGCUCAACAUUGAUGUCAACGUUAAAUAUAUGGAUUUGAGUGAAGGCGAGCACAUGAAACCAGACUUUAUUAAGAUAAAUCCUGUCCAUACGGUUCCCACUAUUGUUGACAACGGCUUUAUAUUAUGGGAGAGCAGAGCUAUAAUGCAAUAUCUAUGCAACCGAUACGCGCCCGACAGCACUCUCUACCCGAAAGAGCCCAAACAGAGGGCACUCGUCGACCGAUCCCUUAAUUAUGAUAUGAAUUUGUCCACCACUUUAGGCGAUGUUUUCUUUACAAAAGUGUUCGUUGGGAUCGAGCCGUUGGAAGAGAAAGUGAAAGCAUUUAAAGACAUAUUAAAAGUAUUGGACGAAACAAUUGGUGACAAUAAGUACUUAACAGGCAAUGAGCUGACCAUUGCUGACCUCUCACUACUCGCCGGCACUAUAUAUAUAGAAUGGGCUGAAUAUGACUUAAAGGAGUUCCCAAACUAUAACCGCUGGUACUCUAACCUGAAGACAGAUGUCCCGUCCCGUGCGGUACACAUGACGGCAAGACAUCUCGAUAUAGCCGUUAACUUCAUUCAUAUUGAUUUGACGGCUAAACAACAAUUGGAGCCCUUUUUCCUCAAAUUAAACCCUAACCAUACGAUUCCCACAAUCAAUGACAAUGGCUUUGUCUUAUGGGAGAGCAGAGCAAUCAUGCAAUACCUGUGCAACCGAUACGCGCCCGACAGCACUCUCUACCCGAAAGAGCCAAAACAGAGGGCACUCGGAUCUAAACUAUUCAAAGGUGUGGACGCAUCCGAAGACAAAGUGAAAGUUUAUGAAAACAAUCUGAAAAUUGUUGACCAAUUGAUCGGCGAUAAUAAAUACGUGACGGGAAAUGAGUUGACAAUCGCAGACCUCUCACUACUGGCGUCGGGAGUGUUCAUAGAGUGGUCGCAAUACGACACAACUCUUUACCCCAAUUAUCAGCGCUGGUACUCAUCAUUGAAGACUCAAUUAUCCUAUUUUCACGAUAUCAAUGGUGUGUCCAAAGAUGAGCUUGAUCACCGUAUGAGUGGGCCCUCCCGAGCCGUACUGAUGACAGCCCGUCAUCUCAACCUCGACGCUAACCUCAAGCACAUGGAUCUGAGUGAAGGCGAUCAACUCAAACCUGAGUUUCUCAAAAUCAACCCUGCUCACACUGUGCCCAGCAUUGACGACAAUGGAUUUGGACUGUGGGAGAGUCGAGCCAUUAUGCAAUAUCUAGUCAAUCAAUACGCGCCCGACUCUACUCUAUACCCGAAAGACCCGAAAAAGCGAGCCCUUGUCGACCGAUCGCUCGACUUUGACCAGACCUUAACCAAUCAUAUCGGAGAAGUUUUGUUUUCAAAGACCAUGACUGGAGUGGAUCCGCCUCAAGACAAGGUGGAUAAAUUGACGACUAAUCUAAAACUAUUGGAUCAACUGAUUGGCGACAAACAAUACCUGACUGGAGAGCACCUGACAAUUGCGGACCUGUCACUGUUGGCGGUCACCACUUAUACCGACCGUAUGAGUGGGCCCUCCAGAGCCGUAUUGAUGACUGUCCGUCAAUUGAACCUCGAUGUCAAUCUCAAACGCAUGCAUAUUAAUACCGGUGACCAUUUGAAACCUGAGUAUAUCAAGAUUAACCCUGCUCAUAAAAUUCCAACCAUCAAUGAUAACGGGUUUGCACUUUGGGAGAGUCGAGCUAUAAUGCAAUAUCUGGUCAAUCAAUACGCGCCCGACUCUACUCUUUACCCGAAAGACCCUAAAAAGCGAGCCCUUGUCGACCGAUCCCUCGACUUUGAACAGAGUUUGUCCGACAUUUUCUACGAUAUUUUUACGACUAAUAAUGUAAUGUCGGACGAGAAAGUGGAAAAGUUGAAAACUAAAUUAAAACUAUUGGAUCAACUGAUCGGUGACAAGCAUUACUUGACUGGAGAGCACAUGACAAUUGCGGAUCUGUCACUAUUGGCGGCCACCAGUUAUCCCGAUUGGAAUGACUUUGAUUUGAGUGAUUAUCCCAAUUAUAAGCGAUGGUAUAACACAUUGAAGAGUGAAUUACCGUAUUAUCAGGAAAUCAAUGAUUUCAAAGAGGAGUGGAAGACUGCAAUCGCCAAUUACAAGGCUAAAGCUACCCAUCAAUGAUCACUAAUCAUUUAUGUAUACCAUAAUUAUGUUUUCAAUUAUUAGCAUAAUAAUUUUAAUUGUC